GGCCAGAAGCCACGCAGCUGACUGCAGUCCAUUCUGGCCAGCACCAUGGCCAAGACCCCUGGUGAUCAUCUGCUGAACACCCUGGAGGAGCUGCUGCCCUAUGACUUCGAGAAGUUCAAGUUCAAGUUGCAGAACACCAGCCUGGAGAAGGGCCACUCCCGGAUCCCCCGGGGCCUUCUGCAGAUGGCCAGGCCGGUAAAGCUGGCCAGCCUGCUGCUCACCUACUAUGGGGAGAAGUAUGCCGUAAGGCUGACCCUGCAGAUACUGAAGGCCACCAACCAGCGUCAACUAGCCGAGGAGCUUCGCAAAGCCACGGGCCCAGAACAUUUAACGGAAGAAAAUAGACCUGGUGGUUCUGCUCAGUCUUCCGGAGACACUAAGCCCAAGAGUGUGAAAGCGCCAGAUAUCCCGGAAGGUGAUGGGACCAGGCCGAGUGCUGACGGAUCACAGAACCUGCCACCCAGCCAGUCUGAAGUAGAGAAGGGGUCCCAGAGGAAGUCUCAGGUCAAGAGGAAGGAUCAGAGGGGUCCUGAGAGCCUGGACUCACAGACCAAGCCAGGGGCCAAGAGUGCAGCACCGCUCUAUAGAAGAGGCCCGGGCACCACCCAGUGCCCAGGGAACAAAGGCAGCGAGGCAAAAGCCCAGCUCCGCAGGAAUGCCAGCUCUGCAGGAAGGCUGCAGGGACUCUACAACAGUAGCCCCGGGAGGAGAGAAAGCAAGAAUGCUGAAGCGUAUCUGCCUUCAGGAAAGCAGCGACCCAGAAGUCUUGAGAUGACCACUUAUUCAAGCAAAGGAGAACCCCCAGGUCCAGAAGCUCUUCUGGCUCCAGAGGAAACAAUGACUUUGAAUCCACACUCGUCCCCUGGUCCCAUGAAGGUAGCCAUCCUGAAUGAAGAGACUACUCCAGUUCUAGAAAAGAGCUCAGGAAAUCCAGAACCUUCCAUGGUCCCCAAGGAAGAAACACUCAAGAACAUCCUUUCCAAAACAUCGUUGACUGGAGAGAAGAAUCGCACUAUGUCCUUGAAGGAAAAUGAAACUGAAAGACCAGAGACCCCGGAGAGUUCGGGAAAGACGGCUGGCAGUUCAUUCUGUGAGUCCUGCAAUUCAGAAAUGCCUUUGUCAUUAUGGGAAAACGCAGCCCAAACUCCAGAAGACCCGGCAGCUUGUAAAGGAAGGUCACAGAACAAGGCUGCAUGUCCUCUUUGCCACACCCGGGAAGGAGACCCACACGGUGGUACCUGUGUGCAGAGUUCCUUCAGCGGUUCCAUUGCUCCUGAGGAUCCCAAGGCCCCAGACAGAUGCUCAUCCAUAUGCAUUCAGUGCCAAAGCUCACUUGCAGGAAAGCACUGUGGAGACCAGAGCCCCCAGUCCCUACCGCAGUGCCCACGUCACAUGAAGCAGGUGCAGCUGCUCUUCUGCGAGGACCACAGGGAGCCCAUCUGCCUCAUCUGCAGGCUGAGUCAGGAGCAUCAAGGCCAUCGAGUGCGUCCCAUUGAGGAGGCUGCACUGGAGUAUAAGGAGCAAAUCCAGAAGCAGCUGGAGCUUCUGAGGGAGCUGAGGGGAUGUGUGGAGCAACACAGACUACAGGGAGACAAGAAGACAGAGAACUUCCUGAAAGAAACCGAAAUCCAGCAGCAGAGGGCUUCCUAUCAGCUUGAGAAGCUAUACCAGUUCCUGGAGCAGCAAGAGCAACUCUUUGUGGCCUGGCUGCAGGAGCUGGGCCAGACCAUUGGCAAGGUCCGAGAGACACAUGACACCCAGGUUUCCCGAGACAUUGCCCUCUUAGAUAAACUGAUUGGAGAACUGGAGGCCAAGCAAAACCAGCCAGAAUGGAAGCUCAUGCAGGACAUUGGAGUCACAUUGCACAGGGCCAAGAUGGUGACUGUCUCUGAGCCACUGGCCACUCCUCCAGAAGUCAAAGAAAAGAUCCACCUGCUCUACCAGAAAUCAAAGUUUGUGGAGAAGAGUAUGCAGAACUUCUCAGAAACACUACGCUCUGAGAUGGAGACAUUCGAUGGUGUGGCUGUAGCAAAAUGCAGAGGGCACCAGCCUAGCAUGCCACGGACCCAGGGUUCAAUGCCCAGCGCUUACCUAAAGUGGGAUGCUGGAAACACACAGGACUAUGAUAUUGUACUGUACCCAGAAGUGGAAGCUGGAGGAGCAGGAUCUCAGGAUGACCUUCAGCCCCAGCAAGCUCAAGGCCCGCCUGAGCUACAGGAGACCAACAAACGAAAAACCCGCUCUUUCCUGAAAUGGAAGCCUUUAUUUUUCCAGAAGUGAUUGUUGCUCAGGAACGUGCCGACGGAGAGAACCUUGGGAGAAGGUUGCCACAGAUCCCCAGCCCAGUUGGUGGCCUUGCUCUUCCUGCAGUUUCUGGGAUUCUGACCUAGCAACUGCUCACUGCUGCCUCAACUUCUCUGCCAGGAAGAGUGUGAGAUUUGGAAACAAGUCAUACCUGCUGCCUGACAGUCCCCAGAGAUUCUAAAGUCACAUCAUCAUCCUGGAUACGCCUAGCUUUGACCCCAGCUGCCAUCACUCGGAAGUGGAGUUUGAGAUGAGACUGCCGGUCCUGGGAGCAUGGGAAGCAGCGGCAAGUAGGGAACUACAACUCUGCAGGAAAAUACAACGGGGUGACAACGGUGGCAAAGCAACAGGAAUCCACUUCUCUCCCUACUGUGAAAGGGGCACACAGCUAGGAACAUUCUCUUUACAGCAUGACAGCCAGAUCCCACACCUACAGUUCACCAGCGUCUCCUCCUCCAGUUCCCUUCAACCUGGGGCACAGGGUGAAGGGAAGAACAAGGCUCUUCUGAUCCAGUCAGACCGGAGACUGCAGAGUGCCCAACACUUUCCCUCCAUUCUGGCCCCCGGUCUUCUGUCUUGCUUUCGUGCACUCAGCAGUCAGUAACAAGGUAUCAGCUGAUAUAAGGGAUGCAAUAAACAAGAAAAUAACAUUUGGCUGGAUGUGGUGGUGCAUGCCUGCAAUCCUAACAGCCUGGGAGGCUGAGGCAGGGUGGUGCCUGUGAGUUUGGGUCUAGCCUGUUGGAUUUCAGGUUAUUUUGACUGUGGCCCAGCAUCCAUACAAAAAUAAAGAAAAUAAUGCUGGGGCCUGUAUUAGUUAGUACCCCUGGUGCUGUAAUAAAUGCCCCAUCAAGAGCAACUUGGAGAGAAAGCCUUUAUUCUGAUUCAUAGUUCAAGAGUUUUGUACUUCAUGGCAAGUCAGUUACAGUGGCAGGAACUAGAGGCAGAGAGUCACAUCGCAUCCGUCAAGAGGCAGAGAGUGACGAACUUUGAAAGCCCAUCUUCCUCCUCUGUUAUGCAGUCCAGGACACAACUCUAGCGCAGGUUGCCACACAGAUUACAGGAAGGGUAUUCCCCGGUCAGUCAGCCUCAUCAAGAUGCCCUCUCUCAAUCGCGCCCGGAGGCUUGGCCCUUGAGCGAGCACACAGCUUGUGAGUUGAAACCUUCAGAGUGGGCAAGAAGCAUACCAAAAACUCGCAGAGACACUCCAACACUAUCGAGCAAAGGUGAAGACGGCACACACAGAAACGACACGCAGUGGCGUUCAGAAGAGGAAGUACAUGGCUGCUGGGAAGUCCUGCAUGAGUCAGUACUCUCAGAGGACUCGGGACAGAAGACUCCACUUCACUUUCCCUCCUCGGCAAGAAUACGUCCUGUCUGCCCUAGUCGAAAGGACACAGAAAGCCUACAGACACUAAAUCUACACAGGCUCCAAGAGGCGCACACACUCUUCCUGUCUCUUUGGUUCUCACUCUUUUCUCAUGUUGGUUUUUCUGAGACAGGGUUUCUCUAAGUAGCCCUGGCUGUCCUGGAACUUGUUCUAUAGACCAUGCUGGUCUCAGACUCACAGAGAUCCACCUGCCUCUGCCUCCCGAGUGCUGGGAUUAAAGGUGCACACCACCACUGCCCAGCUCAGUUCUCACUCUCUGGGUUUUGAAGGUGCCAUCUUUAAAGGCUCCACCACAUUCGGCUCUCCAUAUCAUGCAUUGUAUGGCCAAUGCUCUCCCUCCAUCUCAAGGUCCGAUCAUGGCCAUGAGACUCUUAUAUUCUAAAUCUCAUCCCUGAAGGGAAUUAUGCAUCAGCUUCCUUUCAGGCAGACUGCUGCUAUUCUUAUCAUUAUCAAUGCUGUAUUGUAACUUGCCUUUUUAAUUUAUUCUAUUUAUUGGCUGUAUUGUAUUGUACUACAUUAGCAUGUGAUUUAACCACAGCUCUGAAGGUAGGCUGUACAUGUUUUACUAGAUAACAAUAUCACUCUUUUGCGUGUGUGCGUUUGUGUGUGUGUUUGCAUGAAUGUGUAUGGUGUGCCUGUCUGCAUGAUGGCUGUACAUAUAUGUGUAAUGCCUGUAUAUGGCACCUGCAGAGCAGAGAUCAACCUCAGCUCAUUCCUCAGACGCCGUCCUUUCUGUUUGUUUGUUUUCUGUUUUUUAGCGCAGAGUCUCUCAUUGACCUGAACCUGGCUAAGUUAAGCAGGAUGGCUGGCCUGUAAGCCGCAGGGACUCCCCCAUCUCUGCUCCCCCAGCACUGGGAUUAUGUCUAGCUUUUUUUUUUAACAGUAACAACAACACACGCACACAUGUUUCCUACUGUUUGCUCAUUUAAGUUUUGUAUAAUAAAAUGUAAGCAGAUACCUCCCAAAAAUUGUCGUUGCCAGUUUUCAUACUCUGUUUUAAUCCACGGUUAAGUGAGUCAGCUUAAAAAGAAAAAACUUCGACAUCCUACUAGAGGCUGUCAUUUCAUUCAUGGAGGUGGGGGGACAGGACAGCCCUAACCUGGAUGACACUAUGCCUUUGCCUGCCCAGAAAUGAACUGCUCUAGCCCAGUCAUUGGAGUGCUCAGACCUGAGUAAUUUACACAGGUCCCCUGUGACUAAAGAGACUUAAUAUGGAGCCCGCAUCUCUUAAGGGUUCUGGGAUGCCUGGGAGAUUCUAGUGGUCUUCAGGUGAAAUACUCUAGGAUAAUGGGCUGCGGGGUAUUAACUGUGGGGUAUUAACGGGGCUGUCUUUUCUGCUGUAAACACUGUUUAUCUCUAUGGGAAAGCGACGGAAUGAGCUCUUUAUUACUAGACAGCGGCAAAGGAACAAACAACUGAGGGAAGUAGAAGUUUUCCUGCCCAACUGUGGAUUCCGUGGGUAUCUGUGAUGCACGCCUUUGUGAUGUCUGCCCUAAAACCCCACU
Messenger RNA from Alexandromys fortis (reed vole), 5196 nucleotides. RefSeq names its product MEFV innate immunity regulator, pyrin (gene Mefv). The record is from RefSeq and is a predicted model, not a curated record. Lineage: Eukaryota; Metazoa; Chordata; Mammalia; Rodentia; Cricetidae. The transcript has 10 exons. The coding region runs from base 46 to 2280 and encodes 744 amino acids. Gene Ontology annotation, biological process: protein ubiquitination. Gene Ontology annotation, molecular function: zinc ion binding; ubiquitin protein ligase activity. Gene Ontology annotation, cellular component: cytoplasm.